AAAAAGAAAGAGGCCGAUCUAGCUCAAUGCGCUAAAGACAUUGUGGCCGAGAGCAACCGCCGACACGCCGAUCGUGAAGCCGAGUUGUCCGACAGUGACGUGAGUGACGGAGGAAACUGCGUGUCUGCAACAGAUAGCUCAACAUCGCGUGGAUCGAGAGCUCCAAAGAGGACGAACGCAUCUUUGGCCGAGGUGAAACGCCAGGAAAAGCGAUACAAGGAGCAAAUGGAUAUGGAAGUGCGAGAACUGGAACAGAAGCAGAAGCAGUUUGAUGAUCGCCUUGCGCUCGAGAGAGAGCAGGCCCAAGCUAAGCUUCAGUUUGACAUGGAAGUUCAGGCAAACAACCGAAACGUGAUCCUCGAGUGUGCAUGUAAUGCAGUUGGUCAUCAGUACUCCAACUCGAUACAUUUUUCCUACGGGUUGCGUUCCGAUACGUAG
Molecule: messenger RNA, 438 nt
Organism: Phytophthora nicotianae INRA-310
Lineage: Eukaryota; Oomycota; Peronosporomycetes; Peronosporales; Peronosporaceae
Exons: 1
Source: RefSeq, a predicted model, not a curated record